Molecule: messenger RNA, 594 nt
Organism: Chaetomium globosum CBS 148.51
Lineage: Eukaryota; Fungi; Ascomycota; Sordariomycetes; Sordariales; Chaetomiaceae
Exons: 4
Coding region: 1-594 (197 amino acids)
Biological process (GO): regulation of transcription by RNA polymerase II
Cellular component (GO): CCAAT-binding factor complex; nucleus
Molecular function (GO): DNA-binding transcription activator activity, RNA polymerase II-specific; protein heterodimerization activity; RNA polymerase II cis-regulatory region sequence-specific DNA binding
Source: RefSeq, a predicted model, not a curated record
AUGUCCGACUCCCCCCAAUCCAAUCCAAAGGAUGUCGAGCAAGGUGCACCGUCGGGUGACGAGGAAGCACAAAUGAACGACCCUCAAGACCCACAUUCGACCGGGCUCGGCUACGAGUUCGAGGUUAAAGAACAAGACCGGUGGUUACCCAUAGCCAAUGUCGCGCGUAUCAUGAAGACGGCGCUCCCCGAGAACGCCAAGAUCGCCAAAGAGGCAAAAGAGUGCAUGCAGGAGUGUGUUAGCGAGUUCAUCUCCUUCAUCACCAGUGAAGCUUCGGAAAAGUGCCAGCAGGAAAAGAGGAAAACGGUCAACGGCGAGGACAUCUUGUUUGCUAUGAGCUCUCUGGGCUUCGAGAACUAUGCCGAGGCCCUAAAGAUUUACCUUUCCAAGUACCGGGAGCAGCAGUCCCAAUCCAACCGGGGUGAAAACCAACCGAACCGGCCCAGCAGCCAAGGCUACGGUGCCGCCGGCGGGUCGAACCCGGCGGGCGGUUUCGGCGCCGGCCUCCCCGGCCAGCAGGAAGGCGGAGACCCGCAGGCCUACAACCUCUACGGCGCGCAGCCUGGCCACAACGGUGCCGGGGCCGACUAUUGA